AUCGGUUGAUGAUGGCAAUUAGAGAGCGUGAAGAGCCCUCGACUGACUGGGCCACAUUCUCCUGUCAGGUGAUGGCAUCAUGUUUGACAUAUGAAGAUGCAAAGUACAAAGAAAAAAAUUCGGAAGCGACGUCCGACCUAACAUUGAAUAAUGAAGAGCGGGAGAAGAGAAAAAGGAAGGGACUGCAGCAUACUCUUUCUUCAUUUGAGGAUGAGGACUUCUAUGACCAAGAUGAACGACGUAACACUCAGCCAGCCCCUCAACUUCCAGAACGUGCACCAGAGCCCAAGCAAAAACGCACACGUGAGCUGUGCGCACCUGCUUUAAACAGAAGGCAGAAAACAAUGAGCCAGCCAUCAUCGUGCAGGAAGCCGACGCCAAAUGGGCUGCUGCUGAAUCGGUCAGGCAUGCACCAGCUAGGACCAAGAAAAUGGAGCAGUGUGCCCCUUCUCAGGAGUGACUGAGGGGCUGCCACAAGGGGAGAAGGCAAGCAUGUUUCUGAUUACAAGGAUGGACAGUUGGGCUGGGCUAGUUGGUAAGAAUUCAUGUUAAAAAACAGUGCGAAAACCAGACAAAGGAAAAAGAACACACAGUGCCUUGUCCUGUGUGUUUUCUUAUCCGUGCAUUUUGCGCUGUUU
Molecule: messenger RNA, 638 nt
Organism: Ixodes scapularis (black-legged tick)
Lineage: Eukaryota; Metazoa; Arthropoda; Arachnida; Ixodida; Ixodidae
Exons: 5
Coding region: 9-464 (151 amino acids)
Source: RefSeq, a predicted model, not a curated record